Molecule: messenger RNA, 1029 nt
Organism: Alternaria conjuncta
Lineage: Eukaryota; Fungi; Ascomycota; Dothideomycetes; Pleosporales; Pleosporaceae
Exons: 2
Coding region: 1-1029 (342 amino acids)
Source: RefSeq, a predicted model, not a curated record
AUGGCGCCCACCGGACUCACCUUCAAGGACGUUCAGACAUGGGCACUCCGCGACUUCCCUGAACAAUUCAGACAGCUUCCCGAUGCGAAAGCGUUCCAUGUACAGUUCAACAUCGUCCGUGGGUACAACCACGACAACGACUUCAAGAGCCUUGUGAUAGGCAGCACCCGCACCAAGACCGGAAAACCAGCCGACGUACUCGCGUGGCUAGCAGGCAGCCGUAUACAGCUCGGAUACAUCGGUAAGAACCGGAAAGGGGAGCAACAAAUUCGUCACAUGGUCUUCGCCGAAGAGAACGUCUCGUGGUGGAGGUUCAAGUUCCCGUUCAGUGUCAUCCUGCCGACCCAAGGCGGAACAGAAAUUGCUUGUUUUAACGCCAUGUUACGUUACUACUUCCUCGCCAAUGGUUGGAGCAAAGGCGUGAUCGACGACUCGGAUGUCUUCCACAGAUUCGUAUCUAGAUUUCCUCACGCUUGUCGGGCUAUUGCAAACGCGAUUACGCAGAGACCAGAACCGGUUCCGACCCCAUCCGUUACGGUCUUCCCACCAGGAGCUGGUAGUGUGCUGGCCGCACCAGCAAACUACCAGUCACCUUAUCCCGAGAGGCCUCCCUACCUUUUCGAGCAAAUCGCGAACGACCCACUUCCAAGCCGAUCAUAUACUGUGCUCAGCAGCCCGUCGCCCAGUCCGCCGCCAAUCGAUAAUCCCACAACGACCCAAAUACUACGCUCCCAAGUUGAGCUACAGACCCAACUUGGACAUCCACAGCCAGUCCACUCUUGUGGAGACCAGAUCGUGGCACUCGAUGAAGCGAACGAUGCCGACGAGCGAGACGGCUCUGGACUGCGAAAUAAGCUUUUCGAUCUCAACAUCCGGCUUAUGAUCGCGGAAGGUCUCGCUCGGGAUGCUGAGAUCGCAGCGCGGACAGCUCAGGAAGAAGCACAACUCUGGAGGAAAAGGUAUGAAGAAGCCGAGUCAUACAGAAUCAAAUAUGAGGAGAUGAGGAGCCACUUUGGACUGCCGGAGUAG